This is a messenger RNA of Propithecus coquereli (Coquerel's sifaka), 1913 nucleotides long. It is a transcript of the gene ARHGEF3, whose product is annotated as Rho guanine nucleotide exchange factor (GEF) 3. Bases 106 to 1542 code for a protein of 478 amino acids. The transcript has 10 exons. Gene Ontology annotation, molecular function: guanyl-nucleotide exchange factor activity. Lineage: Eukaryota; Metazoa; Chordata; Mammalia; Primates; Indriidae. The record is from RefSeq and is a predicted model, not a curated record. Gene Ontology annotation, biological process: positive regulation of Rho protein signal transduction; intracellular signal transduction.
CCAAGUUGGGGGGAGGAGUUCCUUCAGGGAAACCAUGCUGAGCCCCACUCAGAGAAUCCUGUCUGCAGGGCUCUGCCGCAGUUAGGGGCCAGGGAGUCCUGGUGGAUGAGGUCGGAGUGCCCCAUGGUGUGGUGUUGCCUCUUUGUCCGCGCGCAGCGAAAACGGAAGCAGAGCGCCCAAGAUGAAGAUGCUGUUAGCCUUUGCAGUCUCGACAUAAGUGAGCCUAGUAAUAAACGGGUCAAACCCCUUUCCAGAGUUACGUCACUAGCAAACCUCAUCCCGCCCGUGAAGACCACACCGUUAAAGCGCUUCAGUCAAACCCUGCAGCGCUCCAUUAGCUUCCGCAGCGAGAGCCGCCCUGAUAUCCUCGCCCCUAGACCCUGGUCCAGAAAUGCCGCCCCCUCAAGCACGAAGCGGAGAGACAGCAAGCUGUGGAGUGAGACCUUCGACGUGUGUGUCAAUCAGAUGCUCACGUCCAAGGAAAUCAAACGUCAGGAGGCAAUCUUUGAGCUUUCUCAAGGAGAAGAAGACUUGAUAGAGGACUUGAAAUUAGCAAAAAAGGCCUAUCACGACCCCAUGCUGAAACUCUCCAUAAUGACAGAACAAGAGUUGAAUCAAAUUUUUGGAACACUGGACUCUCUAAUUCCUCUGCACGAAGAGCUCCUUAGUCAGCUUCGAGAUGUUCGUAAGCCUGAUGGCUCGACUGAACAUGUUGGUCCCAUCCUCGUGGGCUGGCUGCCUUGUCUCAGCUCCUAUGACAGCUACUGCAGCAAUCAAGUAGCUGCCAAAGCUCUGCUGGACCACAAAAAACAAGAUCACCGAGUCCAAGAUUUCCUACAGCGAUGUUUAGAAUCCCCCUUUAGCCGCAAACUAGAUCUCUGGAAUUUCCUUGAUAUUCCAAGAAGCCGUCUGGUGAAAUACCCUCUGCUUCUUCGAGAAAUCUUGAGGCACACACCAAAUGAUAAUCCAGAUCAGCAGCACUUGGAAGAAGCUGUAAGUCUGAAACUGCAUGUUUUCCUGUUCCAAGAAGUGCUUGUGAUCACUCGAGCCAUCACCCACAAUGAACAGCUCUGCUACCAGUUGUACCGUCAGCCGAUUCCGGUAAAGGACCUCCUGCUGGAAGACCUGCAGGAUGGAGAAGUGAGGCUGGGCGGCUCCCUGCGCGGAGCAUUCAGCAACAAUGAGAGAAUUAAAAACUUCUUCAGAGUCAGUUUCAAAAAUGGAUCGCAAAGUCAGACCCACUCGCUACAAGCCAAUGACACCUUCAACAAACAGCAAUGGCUCAACUGUAUUCGUCAAGCCAAAGAAACGGUUCUGUGUGUUGCCGGGCAGGCUGGGGUGCUUGACUCCGAGGGACCAUUCCUAAAUCCUGCCACCGAGAGCAGGGAGCCACAGGGAGAAACAAAACUUGAGCAGAUGGACCAAUCGGACAGUGAGUCAGACUGUAGUAUGGACACAAGUGAGGUCAGCCUCGACUGUGAGCGCAUGGAACAGACAGACUCUUCCUGUGGGAACAGCAGGCAUGUUGAGAGCCACGUCUGACAGAGUGUACUUCCUGGAAGUAGCCCUGCGUCUUACCUGUACAGUAUUUGCAUUCCACACAUGGAACGGUUUGGAGAAGCACUUUUUAAUACUUUUGUGACCAUGUUGGCCCAGUCUCUUCUAUCUGUACCUUUGUCCCUAGUACUGUAACUGCCAGUCUAGUCUGUCUGUGUAAGCUGGAAUCCAUGGCAACUGUUACCCUGUAUUGUAUUUCACAAGUGUCUGGAUGGAUGGAGAGGUACUUGAACAAGUUACUUUCAAUUGCCCUGCUGGAUUUUUUAAAAAAUAGAAACAAAAAGAAUUUCUAAACUACUGUUUUAUGUAGAUUGCUUGAAGAGUUCUUCCUCCUGUGCGCCUCUAGUGCUUGUCCA